AUGUUGAAAGUAUUGGUAUUGGUAACAGUUUUCAAAUCAAUAAUUGCACAAUCUACUGGAGAUUAUACAGUUGAAACAUAUCCAAAUCCAAAAAAAGCAUCAGGCUUUAAAGAAUGUGGAAUGCGCUCAGCGUCAAGUGUUUGUGAUCCAUAUGAGGUUAGUUUUUGAAGAUUUUUAAAAUGUUGUUCCAAAUUCCAAAUAAAAACAUAAUUCCAAUUCAGACUUUAAAUGAAGGCGAGAGAUAUCGAAUCAAUGCUGAAAUUACCAAAUUUACUCAACAAACAACAGAAGGAGGAAAUACUUUCUGCACAAGAAAAGGAACUGAUGUUUUAUUCCUCAUUCACAAUCAAGCUACUCAACAAUUUGCUGAUGAAUUGAGAAAAAAAUGGGAGCUUGAUUCACAGUGCGGACGAACUGGAUUGCUUGUUUUGUCUUUGAAUGAUCGAAAAAUAUUUGCGUCAUUUGAUGAGAGAUCACCAAUUAGUAAGUUGAUUGUUAAACUUUUUUUUUGCUUUUUCAUAUAACAUUUAAAAUAAUUUUUGCAGACUCAGAUCAAGUGUUAGCCAUAAUUGCUACCGAAGACGAGCAAGUCAAAACUGGAAAAUAUACAACAGCUGCUAUCAAUAUUUUGAAAGAGAUCGCAUUAAAACAAAAUCCAUUUGCCGCAACUUCACCAGCACCACCACCAUCAAAAGAAGUCUCGAAAUUCUCGACGACAACAUUCUCGAUUGUAUCUAUUAUUUUGUCAUUCAUCUGUGUUUUAUAUUAA
Messenger RNA from Caenorhabditis angaria, 769 nucleotides. The record is from the annotation of a GenBank genome assembly. NCBI's taxonomy places the organism in Eukaryota, Metazoa, Nematoda, Chromadorea, Rhabditida, Rhabditidae.